UUAACCAGUAGGACAGCAUUGCUGUUAUUUUGGGUGUAUAGGCUGCAUAACUUGCCCUUCUCUUCAGUUUUGCUUCCUGCCCUGUAGGAGGACAGCCAAAGAGUGCGUCUUUGGCCUCAGCAGCAAUGAGCGUCUACACUCCCUACAGCGGCUACACCAAGCCACCUCUGACUUACCCGGCGAGCUACUACGAUGAGAAGCAGUACCAGCCGUAUCAGCCGUAUACAGAAGGCCCCCCGGACUCCGUGGAUGAGGAAAAGAGAAAGAUUGAGAAGAGAAAGCGCCGAAGUGCCAUCUGCUGUGAGGUGGUGGCCCUCAUCAUCGGGUUUGUCGGCCUUAUUGGAGUAGCUGCCGUGACGGGUUUGCCUAUGUGGAAGGUAACAGCCUUCAUUCAGGAGAACAUCAUUGUGAUGGAGACCCGCUGGGAAGGCUUGUGGAUGAACUGCUACAGACAAGCUAAUAUCAGGAUGCAGUGCAAAGUGUACGACUCCCUGCUGUAUCUGCCCGCCGACCUCCAGGCUGCCAGAGGUCUGAUGUGCGCCUCGGUAGCUGUGACCACCCUGGCCCUCAUCGUCUCAGCAGUGGGGAUGAAAUGUACCAAACUGGUGGACCACCGCGCUCGCACCAAGCACGUGGUUCUCGUGGCAGGAGGCAGUCUCUUCCUCUUGGGCUGCGCCACCACCCUAAUCCCCGUGUCCUGGACCGGCCAUGUCAUCAUCCAAGACUUCUACAACCCCCUGCUGAUCGAUGCCCAGCGCAGAGAGCUGGGGGAGGCCCUUUACAUCGGUUGGGUGACCUCGGCUUUGCUCUUCACCGCGGGAGUGAUCCUGCUGUGCCGCCAUGCUCCCAAGACCCAGAUAGAAGAGGAACGUGUGAUUUACAACGAGGGAAGCGUUUACCAGCCUCCAUACACAUACCAGCCGUACACCUACCAGCCACAAUACAGCUACCAACCAGCUUAUUCUGCACCUCCAGGGUCUGUGGUUUACAGUGCGCGUUAGUAACAAACUCAUUGGGGACUUUGCUUCAAAAUCGAUUGAGUUUGCUUGUUAAAUGGAAAAUGAGCCUAACCUCUCCAUACAGAGAUGUGGGGUUUAGAGGAUUAGGGUGUGAGUUAAAACAUUUUUUUUCAUUUUAGGUGUUACUUAAAGUGAAGUACAGAUGGAAAUUCUUUGACAGUAAUGAUAGACUUUAUGUCUGAAUCAUGAAAACCUGUGCGUCACCUUUUACCCCCAUACGUUUAAUACCCAUUCCUGUUUUGACUAUUGUCUAAAACAAAAACGGUUUGCAAUUACUUUGCACAAAGUACUGACUUUUUUCUGUGACAUGUAGUGCACUAAAUUCUUUGUAAAUUAAAUGAUUUUGUUUUUCUUACUUUAGAUUUGGCCAUGCGUGUUGGCUGGCAAGAUUUCAAUAAAUGUAAAUAAAGAAAUGGGUUAAAGAGUUUUUGUUAUAUGUUUUUUGCUUUUAUGUAUUGUAAAAUAUUUACUAAAGUUUCGCUUAGUCACAAAGUUUCCCCAUCUUGUUUUACCGUGAAGAGACACUCAAAGGGUUGGUAUGUUCUUUGGACUGUUGUCAAUAGAAAUGUGCCUAAACUGGUCAAACCAGAUUCAUAGCUCCACCCACCAAACAA
Messenger RNA from Oryzias melastigma (Indian medaka), 1633 nucleotides. RefSeq lists its product as uncharacterized. Gene Ontology annotation, biological process: cell adhesion; bicellular tight junction assembly. Gene Ontology annotation, molecular function: structural molecule activity. Lineage: Eukaryota; Metazoa; Chordata; Actinopteri; Beloniformes; Adrianichthyidae. The record is from RefSeq and is a predicted model, not a curated record. Gene Ontology annotation, cellular component: plasma membrane; bicellular tight junction. The transcript has a single exon. The coding region runs from base 126 to 1001 and encodes 291 amino acids.